AUGGUGUCCCUAGGCGGAGCGUUUUCCGCCUUGUCAUCCAACAUUUAUUUCCCGGGGAUCGAUACGAUAUCCAAAGACCUUGGCGUCAGUGCGACCGACGUUGGUUUCACUAUUACCGUGUACAUGAUUGUUCAAGGAAUCGCGCCCUCACUGUAUGGCGGCAUCUCAGAUGCACGCGGUCGACGAAUCACAUUUGUUGUCGCCCUCGUAGUCUACCUCGCCGCAAACGUGUCUUUGUCUUUCACAUGCAACCUGGCCAUGCUUGUGGUUCUGCGAGGCUUGCAAGCUGCUGGAUCGGCUGCGACGAUUAGCAUCAGCACUGGUGUGAUUGCCGAUAUCGCUGAACCCGAUGAGCGAGCGGGCUUCAUGGGAACCAACUCCGGCAUAAGAAUGAUUGGCCAAGCUAUAGGUCCUGUUAUUGGUGGACUGCUGAACAGUGCGUGGGGAUUCAGAAGCAUCUUCUGGUUCCUCUUCGUGUUCAGUGCGUUGGUUCUCUUGGGACUGUUGGUAUUUCUACCAGAGACACAGCGGACAAUAGCUGGUAAUGGCGACGUGCCUCUUGUAGGGUUUUACAAACCCUGGUCUUAUUUCUUCCACCCACCCAAGGAAUGGACAAACGCUUCUACCCCACCACCAAAGCUAGAGAAGCUCUCUUGGAAGACCAUCAUUGAGCCAUUGACUUAUAUCUUUAGAAAGGAUGUUCUAGCUCUUCUUUCCUGGGGCGCUCUUGUGUACACCAUUUGGAGUAUGGUCACGUCUUCAACCACAACAGUGCUACUUAAGACUUUCCCCGACCUUACACAAUGGCAAGUCGGCCUUUGCUUCCUCCCAAAUGGAAUCGGAUGUGUAAUUGGGUCGGUAUGUACUGGUCAACUGAUGGAUCGAGCUUUCAAACGUGCCGAGACUCGAUACAAACAAGAGCAUGGACUCGUCAACGUCGACGUCAAGUCCUGCCGGGACUUUCCUUUCGAACGUGUCCGGUUAUCACUGCUUCCUUAUUUCAGCGUGAUUUUUAUCGUUUCAAUGGGGCUGUACGGCCCGAGCUAUGAGUUCAAUGACCUCAGGAGGCAUUUUGCGGGAAAUCUGGUUGCAUCCCUGGGUCUGCAGUUCAUCAUCGCAUCUACCGCAACGGCCAUCUUCAACAUUAACUCGACAAUAUUGGUAGACUACUUCCCGGAUAACUCAGCGGGUGCCUCAGCGACAAAUAACCUGUGCCGUUGCCUCCUCGGCGCUGCGGGCAUCAGCGUCAUACAGCCUAUGAUCGCCAGACUCAAGAUCCGGAACGCGUUUCUUGUGCUCACAGCGAUUGCUGUUUUAUUCUCACCAUUGGUCUGGGUUCAAUUGAAAAUGGCAGAGAAACGGAGAAUAAAGAGUCUUGAUGCCUAA
Molecule: messenger RNA, 1386 nt
Organism: Fusarium proliferatum ET1
Lineage: Eukaryota; Fungi; Ascomycota; Sordariomycetes; Hypocreales; Nectriaceae
Exons: 2
Coding region: 1-1386 (461 amino acids)
Biological process (GO): transmembrane transport
Molecular function (GO): transmembrane transporter activity
Source: RefSeq, a predicted model, not a curated record